ACCGCCUUUUGUGCGCUCUCGGUGGGCUGUGCUCGCGGUAUUUAGCUGCCUUUCGCCUGAUCCAUCUGGCUCUCUCCUGCCCUGACUUCCCGGUUUUGUAGUUACAUCUUUCUCGCUCUUUUCCUCUCUCCUACUUUCGCAGUUCAGCAUGCAGAAAAAAGCUGCCUCCUCAGACGGUUUCCUGCCUAGCUUCCCACGUUUCGCCACGCAGGCCAUCCAUGCGGGGCAGGAUCCGGAGCAAUGGACCUCCCGGGCUGUGGUGCCCCCCAUCUCAAUGGCCACCACGUUCAAGCAAGAGGCGCCCGGCCAGCACUCGGGUUUUGAGUAUAGCCGUUCUGGAAAUCCCACUAGGAAUUGCUUGGAAAGAGCAGUGGCAGCCCUGGAUGGGGCUAAGUACAGUAAGGCUAUCAUGACCCACGCAUCAGUGCCUAAGAAUGACAGAGAUGUCCUUGGAAUUAGUGACACACUGAUUCGACUCUCUGUGGGCUUAGAGGAUGAAGAAGAUAUACUGGAAGAUCUAGAUCAAGCUUUGAAGGCAGCAGUAACUCUUGGAACAGUUCCAUCUCCUGUUGACUGUUACCUCUGCAAUCGAGGUCUGAAGACUCUGCAAGUCCGAAUGGAGAAGCAUUUCAAAAAUGGAAUGGCAGUUGCCCAGUUUCUGGAAUCAAAUCCUCGGGUAGAAAAGGUUAUUUAUCCUGGUAUGUUAAUUUGA
Propithecus coquereli (Coquerel's sifaka) is the source of this 712-nucleotide messenger RNA. RefSeq names its product cystathionine gamma-lyase-like. The record is from RefSeq and is a predicted model, not a curated record. The transcript is spliced from 4 exons. Gene Ontology annotation, cellular component: cytoplasm. The coding region runs from base 149 to 712 and encodes 187 amino acids. Gene Ontology annotation, biological process: transsulfuration. Gene Ontology annotation, molecular function: pyridoxal phosphate binding; cystathionine gamma-lyase activity. Lineage: Eukaryota; Metazoa; Chordata; Mammalia; Primates; Indriidae.